Trichomonas vaginalis G3 is the source of this 1608-nucleotide messenger RNA. RefSeq lists its product as uncharacterized. The record is from RefSeq and is a predicted model, not a curated record. The coding region runs from base 1 to 1608 and encodes 535 amino acids. Lineage: Eukaryota; Parabasalia; Trichomonadida; Trichomonadidae. The transcript has a single exon.
AUGCAAACAAUGAAUUACUUUUCAUCUCAACCAAAUUAUUACAAUGUAAUAACAGAGAUAAAGAAUAAUGCAGAGUCAAAGCGUAUCCCUUCAUAUGAAUAUAAAACUACACUCCAAAGAGCUUUAUUAAAAAAGUCUCCACAAAAUGAUACUCAAUUACAAAGCCAAAAAUCAAUUGAAGAAGCUUUGAAGAACUCAAGGAUGGGAAGAGAUGCUACUUUACCAGAUUCCAAGCAAAUUUAUGAAGAUUUCUUAAAUCUUGUCAAAGAUAGAUUAUCACCUGAACAGCAUCCGAUCUUCAUUCGCUAUCUUUCAGUCUAUAUGAGUGGAUGCAUCCCACAUAAAUUAUUUAUUAGGCUGUUUUAUCAAUUGAUUGGAAAAGUACCUCUUGAUGACCCAAUUAUGCUCAAUUUCCCGUCAUUUCUUGCUUCUGUCAGUUUCAACACUUUUACAACAAUCCGUGAAAAUUACACAAAGCCAGAAGAUGAAGCUUGUGCUGAAAUCGUCAUCAUAACAACAGUAAAUGCAUCAACUCCAGAAGAAUACCACUCAAUUUACAAAGCAUUCAAACUGCUUUCUGAGGGCUAUAUUUCUACGAAAAUUGCUAAAAAUUUGCUCUCAAAAUAUUGUCCGGAAGAAACUCUCAAUAAAUUAGACACAAUUGAGAAUUUCGCUAUCUUUAAUCCAGACAGAAUUCCUCACGAAUACAUUCUAUGCUCAGACUUUACAAAUCCUCUAAAUGAAAAAGAUGCAAUCACAAAGUUCGAAACUAACCCAGCCAAGAGCAGAAUUUCGUCAUUAUACGAGUCUACACCUUUCGAAACUAUCGAAAAUCAGCUCCAAUCUACAAAGAAAUUAAUAGAAAUGUUCAUUUUAAAGGAAAUCCCAACACAAGAGAGAUUAAUUCCAUUUUUCGGUAUCAAAAGUGGUGAAGUACUCGAGCAAUUUCCUAAAUUCAACCAAUUGGCCAUCAAACGCCUCAUUCAAGUUUAUCAAAAAUUUUUCGACAACUACAAAGAGUUUUCAUACCAUAGACUCAACCGUUUAACAAAUAACUACCUGGAAUAUCGCAUUACUUACAAGAAAGUCCUGAAAAUUCUUUAUGAUCCAGUUCAUAUGAAAAUUCCUGGAGUUCACACUAUCCAUCUAGGAAAUACCGAACAGAUAGCGAAAGCUCAUCAUUUAAUUGAUGAUUUCAUUUACAAAAUCUUUGCCGGAGAUGAAAAAUUGAAGAAUAAUUUUGAGCUUGUUAAAAAUGUCCUAUUCAAUGGAAAGCCACUUGAAGGCAAUGAUGCACUCAUUUCUUACUGUUUGGCACUUUCGGAACUGAUCAAAACUAUAGAUGGCUUUGAUACAACCGAAAUUACAAACGCAAUCAAGACAGAAGAUGGCUUACUUAAGUUAUAUUCGUCAUCUGAGAUGAGAUGCGUUGAUUUGAUCUUAAUCAAAGCAGUUCGCGCGAUUAAUAAAAUUUCCGAAAUUUCUGAGUUCGGAAUUGAGUCAAUCAAACCAAAACAGAUAUAUCUAACAUGUAUACAGGUGAAUGGUAAGGAUGCCACCGUUGAAACUCAGAUAACUCCACUCCAAAUUCAACCAGCUGAGAAAUAA